AUGCGCAAGCGAUCUGUUGGUGGUCUCAGUGUGCCUCGGGGAAGCAGGGGGUCCGGGUUGACAGGGUGCAGCCAGCAACGUACAGAUACUGACCGGGUUGCUGUGCGCCGGGGGGCAGUUUGCCUGGGUUGUACGAGCCGGAGAGAAGAGGGGAGGGGAGAGGGGGGGGGUCUCUGGAGGCUGAGAGGCGACAAUGCUGGGGAUGGAUGUGCUGCGAGGGAGACGGGAUUGGGCAUCGGGACUCUUAGUAUGCCGGUUCAACGCUGCAAGUACAUUACAGAACAGCCGGGUCUUCUGUCGGCCAGACUCCGGAUACCACCAACACAGGCUGCUGACCCGGUCGAAAGUCAACAGCUGGAGACAGAGGCCCGCCCGGGGAAAGAGCCCCCUCGACGGGGGUUCGAGGACUGGGCUGCUCGUGCACACGGUAUUGGCAAGCUAGCGUCCCGAUUAGUGUACGAUGCAGGCCAACCCGGCCCGAUGGAUGCUGCUCAUCAGUCCCCAGGGACACACACGGCUGCCGCAGGUUCCUCCUACCCACACCCCCGUGGGCGAGCUUGGCGACUCUUUUCCAGCAAGGGAGACAAGCGUGGCUCCGAACCCUGGCUUUCGGCAGUGCGGCAUGGCGUUGCGGACUUCAGACGCUGCAUGCAGUGGUGA
Molecule: messenger RNA, 660 nt
Organism: Chaetomium globosum CBS 148.51
Lineage: Eukaryota; Fungi; Ascomycota; Sordariomycetes; Sordariales; Chaetomiaceae
Exons: 1
Coding region: 1-660 (219 amino acids)
Source: RefSeq, a predicted model, not a curated record